Colletotrichum abscissum is the source of this 1458-nucleotide messenger RNA. RefSeq names its product pre-mRNA processing factor 3. Gene Ontology annotation, biological process: mRNA splicing, via spliceosome. The record is from RefSeq and is a predicted model, not a curated record. The transcript has a single exon. NCBI's taxonomy places the organism in Eukaryota, Fungi, Ascomycota, Sordariomycetes, Glomerellales, Glomerellaceae. Gene Ontology annotation, cellular component: U4/U6 x U5 tri-snRNP complex. Bases 1 to 1458 code for a protein of 485 amino acids.
AUGGAUCGACAGUCAGACUCGUUAGGCCUUGGGCCUCGUCACGACCCCAACUCCCGGGUUUCGAAACCUGAAUCGGCCGCCGAUAAGAUGGCUGCGCUCAAAGCCAGAGUCGCUGCAGCAGUCGGCGUCUCCAAGGCUAAAGGAGGACUUAACGUCGGAUUACACCCAGUACUCGAGAGUCUCGGUCAGGCAAAGGCACCAGCUAGACCCAAUGAUGGAAAGCCAUCCGGCAGUCGACUGCACUCUGACUCGAAGUUCUCGACUGGAUUCAAAGCCCCAGAUGCUACUGGGCGAGGCCGCGAUGCGCCGCUAUCCAACCCGUAUUUCAACGACCAGCAGGCAGCACAGCCCGCAAGUGGAAGACAACGUCAGGCUCGGUCGCUAAAUUUCCAUGCCAAGGGCAAGUUCAUCCAGCAAGCCGCGGCGCUGCGGCGACAAGCUGCCCUCGAGGAGAUGAAGAAGAGAAUCGCGGCGCAAACGAGGAAAGCCGGCAUCGAAGAUGAAUUGGAGUUGGAGAAGAAUCUUGUCGUCGACCCUCCUCCGGACAUAGAAUGGUUCGACGGUGGACUGGUCGACGGGACCUCUUACGACUGUAUCGACGACGAAUCCAAACUGAAGAUCAAAGAAGAUACCAUCAUCACGGAAUAUGUACAACACCCCGUCGCGUUGGAACCGCCGCAGGAGAAGAACACCCCAGCCCUGAAGCCGAUGUACCUAACACCGAAAGAAAUGGCCAAGACCAGGAGGCAGAGAAGGAUGGCCGAACUCAAGGAGCAGCAAGCAAAGAUCAGACUUGGACUAGUGCCAGCUCCACCCCCCAAAGUCAAGAAGAGCAACAUGAUGCGUGUUUACGCAGACUCUGCAGUGAAGGAUCCUACGGCUGUGGAAAAUCUCGUCAACAGGCAGAUCGCUGAGCGCCAGCAGAAUCACUUGGAGGCCAACGAAGAACGCAAGCUCACGAAGGAAGAGAAGCACGUCAAACUUGCUACGAACCAAGAAAAGGAUGCUGCGAAAGGCAUCCAUAUCUUGGUGUUCAAGAUUGACAGUCUCGCCAACGGCCGGAAUAGAUUCAGGAUCCAAAAGAAUGCCGAACAGCAUGCUCUCACGGGUAUUUGCAUCAUGCACCCAAGGAUGAACCUUGUCAUUGUUGAAGGCGGCGAGCACAGCAUACGCAAAUACAAGAAGCUCAUGCUUGAGCGGAUUAACUGGACCGAAAAUGCACAUUCGCAAGAGGGGAAGACCCAACAACAGCUUCGCGAAUGGCUGGUAGCGGAAAACGAGAGCGGCGAUUUGAAGGACAUGUCCCACAAUGAGUGUAAGCUGGUGUUUGAAGGCGAAGAAAAGACGAGGGCCUACCGCAAGUGGGGAAGCAAGGUCUGCGAAUCUGAUGCCGAAGCCAGGGACGCGUUGGCCCGAGCCAAGAUGGAUAACUUUUGGGCUGUCGCGAAAAACAUGUAA